Thamnophis sirtalis is the source of this 2265-nucleotide messenger RNA. Lineage: Eukaryota; Metazoa; Chordata; Lepidosauria; Squamata; Natricidae. The record is from RefSeq and is a predicted model, not a curated record.
AUGCUUUACUCUGAGGACAAUACUGACAAUGAGCAAGAAGAUUUGCCUUAUGAUGGAGAUCUACAACAUAGAGAUCAAUGUAGUUGCGAUUCACAGAAUUUAGAAGAAUUCAUUUCUGUAAAAUAUGUCUCCCCAACUGUUUCCACAUUGACAUCUUCUAUCAGCAACCUGUCAAAUGAAAAUCCAGACUGCCAAAAGCAAUUGUCUCAAAGGAAAGUCAAUGCGGUGCUAUUGACGAACAAGAAUGACGUAGAAUUUGCCAUGACAUCAGGAAAGGAAAUACAAUUUGGCGGUUUUACCAGUUCAGGAAGAAAUGAAGAGUUCUCCAACUCAAAAAUGUCAGAUGUCCUUUUACGUCAUUUUCCAACAGAAGACUUAGCAGACCAAUUAAUUGAUUCUGAGACUAUCCCAGAGAUAUCGUUUACUGACAGUUUUGAUGAAACAGUGCUAAUAAAAAAUAAGAGUUCAGAAAAUACAGGGAUAUUUCCCCCCAAAGAAGAAAUGAAGAAUACUGAAAGGAAAGUGCUGACAAGACAAGCUGAGGUUCAAAAUCAUAUCGACCACCUAAGAUUUAAUAGUCCUAAGCAGGUUGUUGCCUUGAAGAAUUUUCCAUUUUUUAUUAAUCGUUUUAAAUUUUUAUUUGUAGAAUCACGGUCUAAAAAUAUAACUUCUUCAUUACCGUUAGUUGAUGCAAUAAGACAACCAUCUGCGAGCACUCCUUUUCUGCAAAACAUAACAGAUGAGACGGAACAGAUAUUAAAGAAACAAACUGAAGAGCUGAAAGCAAAUGUUGAAAUAUUUUCUGAGUGUAUUAAACAGAAUGUAUUCUCAGUACAAGAACAUUUUCAGUUUUUGCAACUUUUAAAAGAACAACUGGAGCAACUGGAACAUAAUUAUGUAGCCACCAGGGAAAAGCAUUAUGCUUUGCAACUUCAGAACCAUAAGCAUUCAUCAAGAACUAUUGGAAAAUUUGAUGCUAACAGAAAAGUAGAAGGGGAAAUAUUUAAACUUGGGAUGUUCCUUGACGAUAUCAAAGAGAAAAUUGAGAAGACAUUCGCUUCGUAUUCCUCAACGUAUAUAACAUCACCGUCACUCACAUCCCCCCCAUCUUCUAUUUGUUCAAGCUAUUCUGCGAGUCCUUUGAUUACAAGUACCAAUGAACCUCCAAAAAGAAAUAUUGCAGGACUAAACAUUCCCCAAAAUGAGAACUGCUGGAAGAAAAAAAACCAUCCUGUAGAAGGAACUCCACAAAAGGCAUAUAAAAAAUCUAUACAAGGCGACCAUCCAUCCCAGCAAAUUCCUCUAGAACUGCAGAAGAAAAAUAUCCAUUUAAAAACAAUGUCAUCUGGGGACAAAGCAAGACAACAAACAAAUAGGCAUAUUCUUAUAAAAGAAUUUGACCAAUACCCCAGAUCCCAUAAAACAAAACAGAAUUAUAACAAUGAACAAGAAAAUACAGAUAGGUAACUUCCCAAAAUAUAUUAAAUUUGCUAUUUUUUCCUUUCUCAUAUUCUUUCAUUUUUAGGCAUUGUUCUCUUGAACCAAAACCAAAUAUUAUCCAAAAUGACAAUUUCACUAUAUAAAGUUCAGAGCUUUUUAUAAAUAGAAUUAUAUCUAUUGGUGGUAAAUGCAUUCAUUCAUGUGUUGCUACUAAUUGGACAAGUAUCAGAAUAUCGACCCAAUUAAGUUCCAAUAUUUCAGAUAGUAAUUUGAUACUACACAAUGCUAAUCUUCUUUUCAUUUCCAUUAGGAAUUUAAAUGAUCUUCAAAUAAGAUCUUCAGUUCUAGCAAAUUUAAGCAGCAAAGAAUCUAAUGAGGUUGAUUUCAGUUUAUUGAAUGAACAAGGUAGAACAAGAUAAAAAUAAACAUUUGUGUUUUAAUAAGUAAUGAAAUCAUUUAAAUAAGAAGCAUCCAUUAAUCAGUUUUUUUAACCUGUAAUAUUUUCCAUAGGAAGAUCAGCUUUAGAUACCUUUGAGAAAGUGAGACAUUCUACUGAUAAGUCUAAAAUUAUUAUUCAUCCUACAUUGAAAAUGCAGUUAUCAAGAAAUAAAAUAUGCUCCUUUUAUUCUAAUAGGUUCGUAUGUGUAUUGCUAAACAUAGUAUGAAUCAAAUCAGCAUCCUUAUCAAUAUAAAAUGCAAAAAACCCAAGGAAGUUUACCUUACAGACUUAAAUUGCAAGCCUACACAUUUAUUUAGAAAUGAGGUCAACUGAAUCGUAUGUAUGUAUGUAUGUAUGUAUGUAUGUAUGUAUGUAUGUAUGUAUGU